AUGCCAUCCCAACCACGAAUCCACCUCGUCCGCCACGCCCAGGGCUUCCACAAUCUGGGCUCUGAAUUCCACUCGCUCCCCGACCCCCGUCUCACACCGCUCGGCGAAGAGCAAUGCGCAAAGCUACAACAACAGCACUUCCCCCCAUCCCUACAACGCACCAUCUCCCUCGUAACCGCCUCUCCACUAUGCCGCACCCUCCACACAGCAUGGCUUGUCUUCCAACCGGCCCUAAGUAACGGCAAAUGCCAGCCCUCCAUCCUCGCUGUCCCCGACGCCCAAGAAACAAGCGACUACCCGUGCGAUACCGGCAGCGAUGUCCCCGUCCUGCAAAAGAUCUGCGCCGACCAAAACUGGAAAGUCGAUCUCAGUCUCGUGAAGGAGGGAUGGAACAUCAAGACACGCAACAACCGGUACUCCCCCGCCAGCGAUGCCAUUAAACUUCGCGCCCGCGACACUCGCCGACUUCUCCGCGAGAAAGCCCGCGCGCUUGCCGCUAACGGUGACGACGAUGUCGAGAUUGUCCUGGUAGCGCACGGCGGAUACCUGCACUACCUGACGGACGACUGGGAAGACGCCAACAAACUCUCCGGCACAGGCUGGGAGAACUGCGAAACCCGCACGUACGUGUUCGAGGGCGACGUCAACGCAGACGACGAGCAAGCCUGGUUCACCGAGACCAUGGACUCGCGGAAACGACGUGGUGUUUCCCACCCUAUGCCCAACCACGACAAACAAGCGGAGCUAUUCAACUUGUGCAUGCAAGGCUGGGAGGACCAAGGCCUACAACGACCAGAUAAAUUGCCGGCCGAGGACGAGGCCAGCCAACCUCUUGACGAGGAGGAGCGUACUGGCCAGGAACCCGCGGCGAAGAACAUGUAUGUCGACAAGAAGACCGGCGAAGUUGAAGUCAUGGCAUGA
Messenger RNA from Exophiala viscosa, 921 nucleotides. Its product is annotated as histidine phosphatase superfamily. Gene Ontology annotation, cellular component: cytoplasm. The transcript has a single exon. Gene Ontology annotation, molecular function: phosphatase activity. NCBI's taxonomy places the organism in Eukaryota, Fungi, Ascomycota, Eurotiomycetes, Chaetothyriales, Herpotrichiellaceae. The record is from RefSeq and is a predicted model, not a curated record. Bases 1 to 921 code for a protein of 306 amino acids.